UUUGGGACUCUAUGAGGUUUUAGACAGAAAAACCCUUCACUCAGAUUCAUCAAAACCAUGAGACUCCUCCGAUCAGUUUCCGGCGCUCCUCACCGGUCGCUACUUCUCCGAGCCCUCGGCCGGCGGCAACUGUCAUCUUCUCCGUCUCCGUCUCCGCCUCAGACGGAGGAGUACAAGAGGAGAAACUACGCGAACAAUGUCGACGAGUACAUCGGCGUCAUCAACUCCAUCAACGCUCAGAGAAGAUUCCCUUACUUCCUCAGAGACGUCUACGACGACAUGUCGCUCGACGGAGUCCAGCCGAACCGAGACACCUUCCACUCUCUCAUUUUGGGCUCCGUCAAAGGGGCUAGGUUGCAGGAGGCCUUCUACUUCACGGAGCAGAUGAAAUCCAUGGGCAUGUUUCCUGAUGUCAAUGUAUACAACUUGCUGAUUUCGCUUUGCGGAAAGUGCAAGAACUCGGAGCAGGCGAUUCAGAUUUCUGAGGAAAUGAAGAGGUAUAAGGUGAAGCCGACGGCGCAGACCUUUGUGUGCCUCCUCAAUGCCUGUGCAGCCGCUGGCCGUUUAGAUCAAGUGUAUGCGAUCGUCCGUGACAUGACCGCUGCUGGUCUAGGGUUAAACAAGUUUUGUUAUGCGGGGCUUAUUACUGCACUGAGGAACAUGACACCAUUGCCAGAUGAUUAUGCUGCCAAAAUUAUAGAGUUUGUUGAGCGGUCAAAAGAGUGGUCAUCGGUUGAUGCUUCAGAUGAAACUGCUGAAAAUGUAAUGUCAGGGGUGACAGAGGAGGAGCUGUAUAACAUACCAACAGCUGAUUUUGUUCACAGACGUGGAUAUAUAAUGAGGCAACUAACUGUGUAUCAUGUUGCAUUGCAUGCUUGUGCGGACCUAAGAAAUGUUGAGUUGAUGGAAGCUCUUUUGGACAUGCUUGAAAAGAAUGGGAAAUUUCCUGAUAUCUAUAUUUUGAUUCAAACUAUGAGAUGCUAUUUGAACUGUGGGAAUAUUGAUCGUGGUUGGCAAAUGUUUGAUGAUUAUCUGAAGUCAGGGAGGCCUCCUGUAGCAGAACUAUAUCUAGUACUUGCAGAGGGCGCCAUGAUUGGAUAUACUCCCAAGGGAAUGGAAGUCGCCCUUAAGGCAUUGGAGGAUAUGAAUUCUAGGAAAUUUUUCUUUUACCCAAAACAAGGGUCUGAUCUCCUCCUUGUAGCUGCCGGGGAAAAGACUGGAGGUUAUACUACUGCAAACUAUAUAUGGGAUUUGAUGCACUCUCGUAAUACAAUUCCUCUACUUCCCGCUGUAGAAGCUUAUUACAAUGGCUUGAAAGAGCGUGAUAUUCCUGCUGAUGAUCCACGGCUAGUACAUGUUACGAAAACUUAUGAAAAACUUUCUCCAAAAUUCAGAGCAAGACGGCCAAAUUAAGUGUGAUGAAAGUCUCCAACACCGUUCCCAUGAUCUGUCGUCGUUGAACUGACAUAAUGACAUUGGUUUUGUUUCAAAGGAAAGGGUCAUUCUUCCGUGUUGGCUAAAUUAACCUCGAGUCAGAGGUGUGGAUACCUGUAUGUUUAAUCCUGGUGACUAAGAUGGGCACCUCCUCCGGCAGAAUGGAAAUUCCUGACUAAUUUCUAUUCAUUUUCUCGAUGCCUCAAUUUCAAUGAAUAGAAUGGUUGAAGAGCAAUCUGCUUCAAAACCUAAUAAUGUAGAAUUGUUUUGUCU
Molecule: messenger RNA, 1707 nt
Organism: Argentina anserina (silverweed cinquefoil)
Lineage: Eukaryota; Viridiplantae; Streptophyta; Magnoliopsida; Rosales; Rosaceae
Product: pentatricopeptide repeat-containing protein At4g35850, mitochondrial
Exons: 11
Coding region: 58-1413 (451 amino acids)
Cellular component (GO): mitochondrion
Molecular function (GO): protein binding
Source: RefSeq, a predicted model, not a curated record